UUUAUAGAAUUAACUUGAUUACUCAGUCUCAGUAAAAAAAAAACCGCAAGAUGUUCAUAACAGAUAGCAUGAUGCGACUGCUUGGUGGGUCGCUAUUUUUAGCGGUGGUUUGCUUUGCCCAACAACCAUUUCCUCGGCUCUCCGUUGGCAAUAAUUUGGAGGCGCUAACUCCACAAGCUGCAUUCCGACCUAAUAACGAUCCCAGUUAUGCAUUGCGUUCCGAAUUCAACGUUGACACGCUGCGUAAAAUUUCACUAGGUGCUCAGCAGUUUGGACUGGAUCUAUUAUAUCGCAUCUCAACCCAAGUUGAAAAGGCCAAUAGGGAUUUUAUGAUAUCACCAUUUUCGGUAUGGUCGCUAUUACUAAUGCUGUUCGAAGGCUCUGGGGGCGCGACAUAUGACCAACUGCGUCAAGUACUUCGCAUCAAUGUCGAUGCUGAGGACUUGCGAGCCGUUUAUCGCAUUUGGAGUACAUAUCUGAAUGUGAAUACCAGCACUAUUGAAGUGGCUUCGGUUCAAGCUCUAUAUACGGAUAAGAGUUCCCCGAUUAAGAGCAGUUAUCGGGAAGCGGUGCAGUCAUACGGAGUACAGCCCGUCGAGGUGGACUUCUAUGAACCAGAAACGGUUGCUCUCAUCAAUGACGCAUCCAAUCGCAACACCCGUGGCCUCAUACCCUACACAGUGUUGCCACAACAAAUAGUUGGCGCCAAGAUGUUCAUGCUAUCUUCCCUCUUCUUCAAAGGUCAAUGGAAGUAUCCCUUCAAUGAGUCUGCCACACGCAUGGAACCCUUCCACGACGAAUCUGGUGCAGUUAUCACCCAGGUGCCGAUGAUGGUGCAGGAGGGAAACUUUGCAUAUGUUACAAAUUUGCAGGGAUUGGACGGUUAUGUCCUGGAGCUGCCGUAUGGCACACAAGAUCGUCUAUCUAUGAUUAUUGUGCUGCCGAAGCGGGGAUUCAAGCUCAACGAUAUUGCGGCUAAUCUACAGGAAUUGGGUCUGGGUCCGAUUCUUGAGCGCAUUGCCAAGUUUAGACGUGAGGCGCCCGAAGAUAACGAGGUGGAAGUUCUAAUGCCCAAGUUCGUGACAACAACAGACUUUAAAUUGCAAUCAACACUCCGCGAUAUGGGCAUUCGGGAUAUCUUUGAUGAAAGACUCUCAAAUCUAAGCAGGAUGGGUGACGGUUUAUUUACCAAGUUCUGUGUACACGCAACCAAGAUCAUUGUGGAUGAGAGGGGAACCACAGCAGGAGCUGUAACAUCCGCUGCGCUUAGCAAUAAGUCAACGCCGCCAAAAUACCAGUUGGAUAGACCUUUUCAAUAUAUGAUUGUGGAGAAGUCGACAAAUCUGCUGCUCUUCGCCGGUCAAGUGAGGAACCCAAAGGCGACUUAAGCUCUGUCUGUUUAUUAAUGUCAUAACUUAAAUAAAAUCUUAAAAGAGGCGCCAGCUCAUUUCUUCGCUCGGCCCGUUGCCUUUUUGCCACCAA
Molecule: messenger RNA, 1482 nt
Organism: Drosophila innubila
Lineage: Eukaryota; Metazoa; Arthropoda; Insecta; Diptera; Drosophilidae
Product: serine protease inhibitor 77Ba
Exons: 5
Coding region: 51-1388 (445 amino acids)
Molecular function (GO): serine-type endopeptidase inhibitor activity
Source: RefSeq, a predicted model, not a curated record